Mastomys coucha (southern multimammate mouse) is the source of this 6902-nucleotide messenger RNA. It is a transcript of the gene Frmd4a, whose product is annotated as FERM domain containing 4A. NCBI's taxonomy places the organism in Eukaryota, Metazoa, Chordata, Mammalia, Rodentia, Muridae. The transcript is spliced from 24 exons. The record is from RefSeq and is a predicted model, not a curated record. The coding region runs from base 809 to 3904 and encodes 1031 amino acids. Gene Ontology annotation, biological process: establishment of epithelial cell polarity. Gene Ontology annotation, cellular component: cytoskeleton; adherens junction; bicellular tight junction.
CGCUUCUGAUGCGCACAACCUCUCUGUUCUCUGACCUAACUUUGCUUAGCUUGCGGGUGCGGCUAGGAGCACUGGGAAAGAAGCUAGAGACGGCUCAGGGGGUGACUUGGGGUGUCCUUGGCUGGAUCCGGCUCUAGGGAAGAAGAAGAUCUCAUUGUUGUCCUGGGAUCCAGUGGCGAAAGGAGGCCCCGCCAGCGGGCGCGCGCUCAGUCCCUGCUUCGCAAGCGAUCGAGCGGCCGCCCUGCCAGGCUCUGGUGCCAGGCACCAUGCGGAGGAGCGGGCGCCGCGGGCGGCGGAUCUCCGCGCGGGAAAGGGGCGGGCUGGUGGCCGUGCGCCCUGGCGCUGGGCCAGGCUCGGCGUGAGCAGCGGCGCGAGCGGGCGAUGGGCUGACGGAGCCCCGUGGCGGGCGCGGCGGGGACUGGGGUGGCGGCGGGGGCGGGGACGGGGACGGGCGCGCCAGCACCGGCGGGGCGGCUGCGGGCGCCGCGGAGGAGGUGGAGGCGGCGCCGGGCUCCCCAGGCCGCCUGGUAGGCCAAGGGCCUGCGCCCGGGACGAAUGGGAAGCUGGUUUCCGUGGACUAGCCUCUUACAAUACGAAGUUCCUCGGCUCCUUUAGAAGAGCACUAAAAUAAAAGAGGUAUAAUAAAAGGAACAAAAGGAGAUUCUGGACAUCUCUGUAAAGAGAGGCCUGCAGCAAGAACAGCGAGAGAAGGAACCAACUGUAGAGAGCUCUCGAAGCUUCUCUACCCAUCCUGGGGAACCUGGAGAAAGGAGCUGCUAAAAUCCAGCUUGCCGGGGAAGGAAGAGAUAUGACGGAAGGCCGUCGAUGUCAAGUACAUCUCCUUGAUGACAGGAAGCUGGAGCUCCUAGUACAGCCCAAGCUUUUGGCCAAGGAGCUUCUGGACCUUGUGGCCUCUCAUUUCAACCUGAAGGAGAAGGAAUACUUUGGAAUAGCAUUCACGGAUGAGACGGGACACUUGAACUGGCUCCAACUAGAUCGAAGAGUCCUGGAGCACGACUUCCCCAAAAAGUCUGGGCCGGUGGUUCUGUACUUCUGUGUCAGAUUCUACAUAGAAAGCAUCUCCUACCUGAAGGACAACGCCACCAUUGAGCUUUUCUUCCUGAACGCCAAGUCCUGCAUCUACAAGGAGCUUAUUGAUGUUGACAGUGAAGUAGUGUUUGAGUUAGCUUCCUAUAUUUUACAGGAAGCCAAAGGAGAUUUCUCUAGCAAUGAGGUGGUGAGAAGUGAUCUGAAAAAGCUGCCAGCCCUUCCCACCCAAGCCCUGAAGGAACACCCCUCACUGGCCUACUGUGAAGACAGAGUCAUUGAGUACUACAAGAAGCUGAAUGGCCAGACGAGGGGACAAGCAAUCGUGAACUACAUGAGUAUCGUGGAGUCUCUGCCAACCUACGGUGUUCACUAUUAUGCAGUGAAGGACAAGCAGGGGAUACCAUGGUGGCUGGGACUGAGCUACAAAGGAAUUUUCCAGUAUGACUACCAUGAUAAAGUGAAGCCAAGGAAGAUAUUUCAAUGGAGACAGUUGGAGAAUCUGUAUUUCAGGGAAAAGAAGUUUUCCGUAGAAGUUCAUGACCCUCGCAGGGCUUCAGUGACCAGGAGGACUUUUGGGCACAGUGGCAUUGCCGUGCACACCUGGUAUGCAUGCCCAGCACUAAUCAAGUCCAUUUGGGCGAUGGCGAUUAGCCAGCAUCAGUUCUAUCUGGACAGAAAGCAGAGCAAGUCCAAGAUCCAUGCGGCACGAAGUCUGAGUGAGAUCGCCAUUGACCUAACAGAAACAGGGACCCUGAAGACCUCAAAGCUGGCCAACAUGGGGAGCAAGGGGAAGAUCAUCAGCGGCAGCAGUGGGAGCCUGCUGUCCUCAGGUUCUCAGGAAUCAGAUAGCUCGCAGUCGGCCAAGAAAGACAUGCUGGCUGCCUUGAAAUCCAGGCAGGAAGCUCUGGAGGAGACGCUGCGCCAGAGGCUGGAGGAACUGAAGAGAUUGUGUCUCCGGGAAGCUGAACUCACAGGAAAAUUGCCCGUUGAAUAUCCCCUGGAUCCAGGAGAGGAACCACCUAUUGUUCGGAGGAGAAUUGGAACAGCCUUCAAGCUGGAUGAACAGAAACUCCUGCCUAAAGGAGAGGAAGCGGAGCUAGAACGCCUGGAACGAGAGUUUGCAAUUCAGUCCCAGAUCACCGAGGCUGCCCGCCGCCUAGCCAGUGACCCCAAUGUCAGCAAAAAACUGAAGAAGCAAAGGAAGACCUCUUAUCUCAAUGCGCUGAAGAAGCUGCAGGAGAUCGAAAAUGCAAUCAACGAGAACCGCAUCAAGUCAGGGAAGAAACCCACCCAGAGAGCUUCGCUUGUCAUUGAUGAUGGAAAUAUUGCCAGCGAAGACAGCUCUCUCUCAGAUGCCCUUGUUCUGGAAGAUGAAGACUCUCAGGUUACCAGCACAACAUCCCCCUUACAGUCGCCACACAAGGGACUCCCUCCUCGGCCACCGUCAUCGCACAACAGGCCUCCUCCCCCACAGUCCCUGGAGGGACUCAGGCAGAUGCACUAUCACCGUACCGACUAUGACAAGUCACCCUUAAAGCCCAAAAUGUGGAGCGAGUCGUCUUUAGACGAGCCUUACGAGAAGGUGAAGAAACGCUCUUCCCACGGUCAUUCCAGCAGCCACAAGCGCUUCCCCAGCACAGGAAGCUGUACUGAGGCAGGAGUGAGCAGCUCCUUGCAGAAUAGCCCCAUCCGAAGCCUCCCACACUGGAAUUCCCAGUCUAGCAUGCCAUCCACCCCAGACCUGCGUGUCCGGAGUCCCCACUAUGUUCAUUCCACAAGGUCGGUGGACAUCAGCCCCACAAGACUGCACAGCCUCGCACUGCACUUUAGGCAUCGAAGCUCCAGCCUGGAGUCCCAGGGCAAGCUCCUGGGCUCGGAGAACGACACCGGAAGCCCCGACUUCUACACCCCGAGGACUCGUAGCAGCAAUGGCUCAGACCCCAUGGACGACUGCUCGUCCUGUACCAGCCACUCGAGCUCAGAGCACUACUACCCGGCACAGAUGAACGCCAACUACUCAACGCUAGCAGAGGACUCGCCAUCCAAGGCGCGGCAGCGGCAGCGACAGCGGCAACGGGCAGCAGGCGCACUGGGCUCAGCCAGCUCUGGCAGCAUGCCCAACCUAGCGGCUCGCAGCGGGGCUGCAAGCACUGGAGGUGGCGUGUACCUGCACAGCCAGAGCCAGCCGAGCUCUCAGUACCGCAUUAAGGAGUACCCACUAUAUAUAGAGGGCAGUGCCACACCCGUGGUGGUACGCAGCCUGGAGAGCGACCAGGAGGGCCACUACAGCGUCAAGGCGCAGUUUAAGACCUCCAACUCUUACACGGCUGGUGGUCUGUUCAAAGAGAGCUGGCGUGGGGGUGGCGAUGAGGGCGAUGCAGGCCGCCUUACGCCAUCGCGCUCUCAGAUCCUGCGGACUCCUUCCUUGGGGCGUGACGGCGCCCACGACAAAGGCUCCGGCCGUGCUGCCGUGUCCGAUGAGCUGCGUCAGUGGUACCAGCGCUCCACAGCCUCGCACAAGGAGCACAGCCGCCUGUCGCAUACCAGCUCCACCUCCUCGGACAGUGGCUCUCAGUACAGCACCUCCUCCCAGAGCACCUUCGUGGCGCACAGCAGGGUCACCAGGAUGCCCCAGAUGUGCAAGGCCACGUCAGCUGCCUUACCUCAAAGCCAGAGAAGCUCAACACCAUCAAGUGAGAUUGGAGCCACCCCACCAAGCAGCCCCCACCACAUCCUGACCUGGCAGACUGGGAGCUACAGUGACAGCUGCUUCCUGGAUUCCUCCCUCUAUCCAGAGCUAGCUGAUGUCCAAUGGUACGGGCAGGAAAAAGCCAAGCCCGGGACCCUCGUGUGAGCUGGCCGGGCCAGAUGUGACCACCGCCACGCCAUUCCAAGUCACCUCACUGCCUCUCAUUUGCCUUACCCAGAUGCACUGUCACCUGCACCAGCUUCGGCCCUCAGCACUUUUCUUUUCCUGACUCCACAUCCCUUUCACCCUCAAAAACCUGACUGAGGAGACAUUCUGGAAGGUUCCGAACCCACUGUGUGUCCCCUGGCUCUCUUGCCCAGAGAGCCAGAUAACAAUCCUCAAUGGCACCUUGGUAGUUUCCCCUCUGCCAUGACAGCCCCAGGCCACAAACUGUCGGGAAGCCAACACAUGCAAUCCUGUGGAAGAGAACAGAAAAAAAAGCAAGUCCUGCCUGCAGACUGCGAAGCUGUUUCGGGCUGCCACCCUAAGCUGACCGAGUGCUUCGAGAGGAGAGCGAGUGCCUCAUGGGGACAUCAGUUUACACCUGAAAUAAAUAUUCUGUAGUGAAACAGCCAGCAAGAGUUCCUAAGGGGAAGCAUGAAAAAGGAAGAUUGGUGCUUCAGAGAUUCAUUGGAGGGUCACGAUCGGUUCUAUGCUGCCAAAGAUUAGACACAUUCAACCAUGAACAGAUAGGAGGGGCCAAGAGGAACACACUUUUUCUGCAGUGAAAUGUCAGUUCUAAACUGUUCCUAUGCAGCACAAGUGAAAGUCAACCAUUUGCAGACCACAUCCUGUCAUGACCCUUCUCCUGGAGCACCCCGUGUCCCCCUGAGAGCCUGGGAACAAACCCGACAGGAUGGUGAAGAUGAAGGAGGCUUGGCUGGCCUGGCAGACUCGGACUCUGGACAUGGGAGGAGGAGCAGGGUACCGUUAAGACUGCCCUAUGCAGGGGCCUCAGCCUAUGCCCCCAAAGCUUCUUUCCUUUUGGGAUGGGGAGGAAGCUAAAGGUGAUCAUUGCCAAAAGCAGUUCUCUCUUGUUAAAACAACCAGUAAAAGUGUAACCUUUCUUUUUUUGUACAAGGCCUUUCAUUUUCCUUUUUAUGGGAAACCAAGGGAAAAAAAGCACAUUGCAAUCUAGUCAAGUGUUUCACUGUUGUGACUCAUUUUAUGUUUGUUAACACUUGUAUGAACUCGGACAGACCUCUGCUGUGUGUUGCUUAGUCAGAGAACUCAAGUCCGCCCUUAGGUAGGAAGACUUUUACACAUGUCUACCAGUCGGCAGGCCGAGCAGAGUUGAAACAACUCGGCUCCCAAAGGGCCCACCCCCCUCCAGCAGUAUCUGUGACCUUGGUAGACCACCUCUGCCCACAGAUACCAAGAGGAUAAAAGGCAAAAAACCACAAAAGCAUGCGUGCAAGCUGCUCGUUUACAUGUGUUUUGAGCUAUGCUUAACACACAACCACAAAGCCAUCAAUCUUCAAAGGCCUCAGAACUACUUUUGUAAUAACUAACCAGUGCACAGUCUUAGUUGGGUUACUAGCGAUGGCAGUCUCUGUGGAGGUAGUGCGGCUGGCAGGGGUUACCUCUGUAAUGUCUUCCUGUGGGAAGGGCAUCUAGGAUCAGGAGCCAGGGUGGAAGGAAAGCAAAUCGAAAAGUUAGCUGUGGCAUCAAGAGAGAAAACUUUCUCAUGUAUGUAAAUCUAAGAAUAAUAGACACUACCAGACCAGGAAGGUAAGAAGUGGAUAGCAGAAAGGACUAACUAACCCUGUUGCUCACUCUGCAGUUGGCUUGGAAACCUCUAGAAGUCAAGUGGGAGCAUUCAUACCAUGUAGCCUGAGGCCUUACCUCACCCAUUCAAGGUUGGGUACCCCAGAGCUGGGCAUGGUUGGCGUGAUGAGCCCAGCUUCUAGAAGCAGUACUCUACCCAGACACUUCAGCGAUAACCCUGUAGGAUGAGUAGAAACUGGAUUCGAUGGUAUAAAAUGACCCUGGGGCUCCGUGGAGAUGGGGCUACCUUUUUUGCUCCUACUAUGAUAAUCGGAGCUACACAAAGCAGGUUUAUUUGGGGAUUAUUUCUUCCUUUCUUAGCUAAUAGAAAAUGUGACACAUUGUGCCCCAUCUUCUUUCUUCCAAAAGGAGUUGCCUGAAUAAUUAGCCUGAACUAUGGUGCAACAGAAAGUGUCCAAAAGGAAACGAAGGGCAAGUCAAGGUUCCAGGUUAUAACAGAGACAGCAGUUUGAAAAUCAAUUCUGAAGUCCUUCAGAUUUAUGAGAUGCAGAAAGAGUCUAAAUGUAAUAGAUUUGGGGAGCAGAGGGAAAUGGAACGGGAGCUGUGAACACCAUCACGAUAGUCUGGUAGUAAGGACAGAGAUUAAGUAAAACAGGUUUUACUGUUUAGCUGUGUUCGGUUAAUACAAUGUACAUAAUAUAAUAAGCAUUAGUCCUUUGAGACUGACAUGAUAAAUGGUCUCUGUGGUUGGUGGUGAAUGCUCUAGGUAUUGUAUUCAAGCACCUGCAAACUCUUCACAGAUCUCUAUUUCUUUAAAGGAAGAUGAAAUACAAAGUUCCCAGUCAGAAGCCCCUAUUGGAUUCAUUGGAUACAUGUAAGAAAUUGCUUGUUUCAGCCAGAAGACUAUGUUGUGAGCCAGGUUGGUUUAUUUUGUUAUAUGCAGGUGAGUGUUGGAGUGUUCAAAGCCCGAUUUGUUUUCAUCCAGUAUUAGUUUAGUUCUAAAUAUAGCAAGCCUCACCCAGGUGCUAUCAGAUGACCAAUUACUGCUUAGUUAACUAGGUGUAAAGUUUUACAUAUCCAUUCAUGUCAAUAGUUUAUUACAAGUUGUGUAAAAUGGACUCUAGUUUAAUAAUUGGGGGUAGGGGGGAAGAUUAGGUUGCUCCUGAAACUGACUGUAGAGCAUGUAAAAUGAUUUUACUGGAUUCUGUUCAACUGUAAUCAAUGAAAAAGAUGUAUGUUGUAGACAAAGUUGCAGAAUUAAAAAAAGAAAUCUGCUUUUAAUUUAUUCUUUUUGUAUUAAGAGUUUGUAUAGUACCUUUACAUUUUGCAGAACAGUGUUGUCAACACUUAUUAAAGCAUUUUCAAAAUGAAAACA